This is a messenger RNA of Culicoides brevitarsis, 488 nucleotides long. Its product is annotated as general odorant-binding protein 99a-like. The transcript is spliced from 2 exons. Bases 19 to 471 code for a protein of 150 amino acids. NCBI's taxonomy places the organism in Eukaryota, Metazoa, Arthropoda, Insecta, Diptera, Ceratopogonidae. Gene Ontology annotation, biological process: sensory perception of smell. The record is from RefSeq and is a predicted model, not a curated record. Gene Ontology annotation, molecular function: odorant binding.
UCGAAACAAGGCCUUACCAUGAAAGUUUUUAUUCUUUUGUUCGUCGUCGGUUUCGUCGCCGCUGAAUACAAAAUCAAGCAUUUCGAUGACUUGAUGCACUAUCACGACGAAUGUGCUACGGAACAUAACAUUCCAGCUGAUACUUUGGCGAAAUACAAGAAGCAAAAGUACGAAGAUGAUCAUCAAACGCACUGCCAUAUUCAUUGCGUCGCCAAAAAGUUGGGCGUCUUUGAUGAUGAACACGGAAUGGCAAUUGACAACUACGUGGCUCAAGUUGUAGCUGCCAAUCACGAAACUGAAGAAGUUGUUCGUCCCAAGAUUGUUCAUUGUGCGGAGGAAGUUGAACAAUACAAAGCUGAUCAUUGUUUGUGGGCAUUCAAGGGAUUCUUCUGCACAAAGGCAGCUGGAUAUGAAGUCAUUGAACGCAAACACAGAAAGGGAGGUCAUAAAAAGCACGAUCAUGAUCAUUAAGGAACCAUGAACGCUGU